AUGGAUUGGACAUUCGUUCGUGAUGAUUUUGUUCGUAGAUCAACCUUUGCGCGAGUGGGCGAUGCAUAUCAUUCAUGGGGUAAAGAAUUUUGUCUUGAUUUUGAUCUAAUAUUACACUUAGAAGAUUACCUUCAAAUGACUGGAAAAGUCGAAUUUAUAUCAUCUCAAAUAGCAAAAAUUUCGAUUUGA
Dentiscutata heterogama is the source of this 189-nucleotide messenger RNA. The record is from the annotation of a GenBank genome assembly. Lineage: Eukaryota; Fungi; Glomeromycota; Glomeromycetes; Diversisporales; Gigasporaceae.